Erpetoichthys calabaricus (reedfish) is the source of this 4667-nucleotide messenger RNA. Its product is annotated as tyrosine-protein kinase STYK1. Lineage: Eukaryota; Metazoa; Chordata; Cladistia; Polypteriformes; Polypteridae. Gene Ontology annotation, molecular function: ATP binding; transmembrane receptor protein tyrosine kinase activity. Gene Ontology annotation, cellular component: signaling receptor complex. The record is from RefSeq and is a predicted model, not a curated record. Bases 531 to 1730 code for a protein of 399 amino acids. Gene Ontology annotation, biological process: multicellular organism development; cell surface receptor protein tyrosine kinase signaling pathway; protein phosphorylation. The transcript is spliced from 11 exons.
GAGCUAAUUAUUAACCAGCGUGCUGUUGACAGAGUUUGGCAGGCCUGAGUAGCCCCCCACACUGAUUUGCUAAACCUCUCCAUUGACCGCUUCCUAUUUCAGCCACUUGAGCUUGCCCCAGAAAGCAUAAGCAAAGAUUCAACUGAAAACAAAGCUUUUCCAGGUGGGCAACAGAAACUUACCUGGGGAGUCAACAAUGGAAAGAGGAGGAGGAGGAAGAAAAAGGGAAGUGGAGGACAAAUCAUGUCAUUGAGUGGAAAGUACGUCACCCUGUCUCUUUUCAAUCAUAUCGGCAUGGGACUGUUCAGAAUCCUGGUAGGACCUGGCACAGAAAUUAUUAAGACGUUAAAAUCCAGUACCGGCAUUGUACCAUGUGCCACAGAGAGACUGGGUGCUACAAGGCGACUAGUCCAGCAUCUUUAAAGACAGACUUUCAUCAUUUAAUAUUUUGAAUUGUAGCAGUAAAUGGAUUUUCAUCUGCGGCAGAGUGCUUUUUCAGGUUUGUAGCACAUUAAGCACAAGCAACACAAAUGGAGAAGAUAGAAAAGUGCAGCUUAAGCAGCAACAACUCCCAUCACAAUGAAAUGCAGGAAGCCAUGAUCAGCAUUCCUUCUUUACUGUGCGGUUCUACGCUGGUCAUAGUGGCAUUUAUAUUGUCAAAGACAUGCAAGGUGAUGAUGAAGAAGACAUCUUCUGUACAAGCUCCAUCAGCAAACAUCUUAACAGAGAAGCCACUGCCUACCAAGGACCUGUCCAUAACUGAAUGGGAAAUUCCCACAGAAUGCAGCGUGCAGGAUUUGGAGUACCUUCAAAGUGGGCGAUAUGGACCCACCUGCAUGGCACAGGUGGUUCAAGCUGACCUGUCAGUGCCGGUGAUUGUCAAAGCACUUAGAGAUCAAACAUCUGAAACUGAAGUAGGAGAAUUCCUGGAGUGGAUAAAAUUUCAUAUUCAGAUAUGCAGACAUGAAAACCUGGUGAAGAUGCUCUACUGCCAGACAGAACACGCGCCCAUGUUUUUAGUCUUGGAAGCCAGCGUUCCUGGGAACCUGCUUCACUUCUUAUGGGAAUUUCGAAAGAAAGACAUCGAUUAUCAGGAUUACCCAAUGAACUUCACUGAGAAGAUUGUGUAUUCUGUGGCCAGGCAGGUGGCAUCUGGACUUGAGUACUUAACAAACGUGCAAAAGCUAAUUCACGGUGAUGUGGCUGCUCGCAAUGUUGUAAUUGGGGACAAUUGGAGAGCCAGAAUAUGCGGCCUCAGCACUGCAUUUGACAUCAAACGGAAUGGGAGUCUGCCUUCCCCUGGAACCUCUAUAAUCCCCUGGAAGUGGUUGGCACCUGAAAGAAUGAUGAGGCUGUCAGUCACAGAGAAAAGUGAUGUAUGGUCUUUUGGCAUCCUGCUUUACGAGAUGAUGACACUGGGUUCUCCUCCAUACCCUGAUCUGCAGCCAACAGAGGUACUUUCUAAUCUUCUGGGGGGCUACAGAAUGAAGAGGCCAGAGCACUGUGGAGGGGCCCUGUAUGACAUUAUGAAACACUGUUGGAUGUGGGACCCUUUAGACAGACCCUCAUACUCUGGACUGAUUAAACAGAUGGACUCCUAUGUCUAUUGUGCUGGUACAAACAGGCUGUCAUCCAAGAAGCCCCUGGAUUUGCACGAGUAUAGCCUUAUAGCUGAUGUGAUUUGCUGCACUCCCAGGCAGAAUAUAACUGAUAACGGGGUCAGACUGUGAAAAGAUAACAGAAGAUGGAGAGAAUAGAUUACAAACCCACCAGUGGAGACAUUGCACAGAAAUAUAUUAGAUGAUGUAUAUUAAAUAUCUCCAACCUGAGUGAUCUUCUACAGAAUUAAUUGGUCAGACCAGGUUUCAUCAGUUAUUUAGUUUCAUGGAGUUACAUGACUUUUAUUUAAACUUUCUUUAAUAAUGAAUUAUUGUGCUUUAUAUUUAAAGAUCACCUCAUAUUUUAUUAAUUUCAUUUCUUAUUUGAUAAUCAUGUGACAUACAGGGGUGACACAGUUCUUCUUCCUUAGCUUUUCCCAUUUUUAUAUGGGGUCACUAUUUUUGACAAGACACUCUGUCAUCUUCAUACUCAUUCCCAUUUAAUGCUUUCUCCCUUUAAAUAGUUACUUAUACAAUCCAUCCAACUCUGCCUUGAUCUCCACCUUCUUCUCCUUCUCUCACCAUUCAAUUUGAUGACCCUCUUGCUGACACAGUUGUCAUCUCUUCUCAUAACAGUUACCAUACCAUUGCAGCUUUUUCUUUUGGAUCUUCUUCGAGAUUUCCAUAACUUUUGCAGUUUACCCAUUCCUCUCAUUUUUGUUUUUAUCCAUUUUUGUCACUGCACAAAUCCACCUCAACACGCUCAUCUCAGCUACUUCUGGAUUUCUCUUUUGGGUCCUCAUCAGGGGCCUUGUUUCUACUCUAUAUAUCAUAGUUGAUCUGACAACCAUCUUAUAGAGCAGGGGUGGGGAAAGUCAGUCCUGGAGGGCCGCAGUGGCUGCAGGUUUUUGCUCCAACCCAGUUACUUAAUUAGAAAACAAUCCUUGCCAAUAAUUUAAUUUCAUGGCUUGUUAGUGCUUUAACUCUGCCACGUCAGGUCAUUCACAUAUCCUAGAUUUUCUACCCCUUUCUAUGGAUAUCAUCUAAAUGAUUUGAAGUCUAAGAUGGAGGAGUAAUUCUCAGUCCUUCACUUUUUUCUCUUCACUUUUCUUCCAAGUAUUUAAUUAAACCCAAUAGUGCAUGAUAAAUACACACAGGUGUAAAUGGUAACAAGCUUUGUCAUUUGCAUCUUACUGCUAAUAAGGAGCCAUUAAAAACCAAGAAUACAGCUGUUUAAGACUAAAAUAAGCAAUAUGGGUUCAAAAUCUUAACGAACGAGACAACUAAAAUGAAGCAGAAGUGUUACUUGAGCAAUAAGGGCUUCUUAUUAGAUAGAUAGAUAGAUAGAUAGAUAGAUAGAUAGAUAGAUAGAUAGAUAGAUAGAUAGAUAGAUAGAUAGAUAGAUAGAUAGUUUAUUAAUCCCAAGGGGGAAAUUCACAUACUCCAGCAGCAGCAUACUGAUAUAAAAAAAUAUUAAAUUAAAGAGUGAUAACAAUACAGGUAAAAACAGACAAUAAUUAAUAAUAUUAGGCCAUUGGGUUGGAACAAAAACCUGCAGCCACUGUGGCCCUCCAGGAAUGACUUUGCCCACCCCUGUUAUAGAGUCUUCCCUUCUUCCUAACAGGAAUUCUUUGAUCACAUAACACACAAGACAGCUGUUUCCAGAACAUACAAGGUGACACAGUGAUGCAAUGCUAACACUGAUGCCUCAUGGCUGCAGAGCGAGGGUGCAAGUCUGACUCAAAGCACUGUUUGGGAGUAAUGUGCAUGUGUGGUGUAAGUAGGCUUUCCAAUGGAGCUGUGGCUCAUCCAGGGUCAGCUUCUGCAUUGAACAUGACACUUUAAGGAUAGGUUGUGUCCUACUGCAACUUUGACCUUGAUUAAGUGGAUCUGAUAACAGAUCGAUACAACAUAUACCAAUUGUUACAAAGUUACAAUGGCAGUGCCCCUUUUGUGUCAUUGAACUCAACAACACUUAUGUUAUAAAGUCUUAAAUUAAAUAUGGCAUAACUCUGAAACUGGGGCAUGAUAUGUCAGUGAUGUGCCCUGGUGAGCCUCCAUAUCACAGCACCAGAACUACUAGUGAUGAUUGAAAUAGAAGAGUUUUGUUUCACAAAAAGUUUCAGGAAAUAAUCUCUAAAAUUGGAUUCACGUGUGACUUCAUAACUGCAAAAUGUGACAGGGUAAGAAGUAAAGAUAUUGUUCCAUAAGCGUUAUUCCACAGUUGAAGCUACUGUCUAGUUCCUCAGCCACCCUGAUUUUCCAUUACUCUUUCCAUGCAGCUUCACACGCUCUCAUCUUCCUCAUGCACUGCCUGCACAUUCACACUGCUGAUUCUACCUGCACCGCUCAUUUGGGGUCAGAAGUAACACCACCUGUGCUUAUUCUUACUCAAUUCUCUAAGCUGAUCCAAGCCAAAAUCCUUCUAGUGGCUCACUGGCAGAAACACACACAGGCCAAUGGAUUGUAGAAAUGGCGAAGUGCUUCCUGGUAAUUACUCUCUCGCUCUUUAUACUGUAAUAUAUUUCAACAUGCUUUUGAUGUCAUAUGUGCUUGAGAUGUUGCACAGCAAAGUGCCAGGACCAUAGUAACAAAAUUCUGACACCCAUCAUUUUGACCACAGAGAAAAGUUGGAGUACUGCUUGCCUGAGGACAGCAGAAAGAAUGUAGUCAAAAAACAAAGCACAGGUCAAAACCUGAAGGCUAAAUAGAUCAUCAAGCUUGAAAAUCAUAGUCAAGGACACACAAGGAUCAGAAACCAAAAUAACCAGAAAUUCGCUAAAUAAAGUAACAAACUACCCAAAUCAUGGAUAGGAGAGCUUUAAAUUAUUGCACCAAUGAUGUCAUCGCCACACUGUCCUGAUGCAUCCUGGGAUACAAUGUCAUGGAAAUGGAUGACGCAAAGCACACAACAUAGUAGAACCUAACAACAAAACAAAAUGGUCCAGAGAAACAUUUGAAACUAAAGUAAAUUUGUUAAAAUGAGAUUCUAAUCUAGAAAUAGUAAGAGAAUUAGAUUUUUUGGGUAUAAAAACCUCCAGAUACACUGCCAAGAAUAUUUUGAGGCAU